AGCUUUAUGACCCCCGGCUGCCCCAAAUUGCUGCUCCAGCGUCUCUGCACGCUCUUACAUGCAGCCUCCCUUCUGUGGCUUGCAUCCGCAGACCAGCCUCUGCUCGGUGUCUUGGACUUCCUGCCCUCCACCGCAACGAGUCAUGUCUUCCCGCAGCCGAGUGGCCGUGGUGACCGGGAGUAACAAGGGGAUCGGCUUCGCCAUCGUGCGCGAUCUGUGCAAGAAAUUCUCCGGGGACGUGAUUCUCACCGCCAGGAACCCGACCCUGGGCCAGGAGGCUGUGAACAAGCUGAAGGAGGAGGGACUGAACCCUCUUUUCCACCAGCUGGACAUCACUGACCUGCAGAGCAUCCGGACCCUGCGGGAAUUUCUCCAGGAGCGGUACGGGGGUCUGGAUGUGCUGGUCAACAAUGCUGGAAUAGCCUUCAAAGUUCAUGAUACCACACCUUUUCCUAUUCAAGCUGAGGUGACGCUGAAAACCAACUUUUUUGGCACCCGAGCUGCGUCUGCAGAGUUGUUGCCUCUGAUAAAACCGCAAGGUAGAGUGGUGAAUGUGUCUAGCAUGGUGAGUGUACAUUCUCUUCAAAAAUGCAGCCCAGAACUUCAGCAGAAGUUUCGAAGUGACACAAUCACAGAGGAAGAGUUGGUGGGGCUCAUGAAUAAGUUUGUGGAAGAUACAAAGAAGGGAGUGCAUAAGGAGGAAGGUUGGCCUAACACUGCUUAUGGAGUGUCCAAGAUUGGAGUCACUGUCUUGUCGAGAAUCCAUGCCAGGCAACUGAAUGAGCAGAGGAAAGGUGAUAACAUUCUUCUGAAUGCCUGCUGCCCAGGAUGGGUGAGAACUGAUAUGGCAGGACCCAAGGCUACCAAAAGUAUAGAGGAAGGAGCUGAAACCCCAGUUUAUGUGGCUCUUUUACCCCCAGGUGUUACAGAACCUCAUGGCCAGUUUGUAUCAGAGAAAAAGGUUGAAAAAUGGUAAACUUAAUUUGUGAAUCCAUUCUAGUAAUACCUGAGUGGUAUACAUCUUGAAUAUGAUUUAAAAGUGCAUUUAGAAAGAAAUAAAAAUUAAAGCACAUUUUGUACCUUUACUAAUUGUCACAGCUAAUUCCUUUAAGGUGUUCAUUUUGAGUUGCCUACUAAUUAUAUGAGAGAUUUUGUAAUGACUAAAUAUUUGCAAUGUCGGAAAAGCAUGCAAAAUUCCUAUUGUCUAAAUGGAAUAAAAAGUUUUCUGAAAACUACCAAUAAAUCAUUAAUUAGUUAA
This is a messenger RNA of Trichosurus vulpecula (common brushtail), 1258 nucleotides long. RefSeq names its product carbonyl reductase [NADPH] 1-like. Bases 59 to 976 code for a protein of 305 amino acids. NCBI's taxonomy places the organism in Eukaryota, Metazoa, Chordata, Mammalia, Diprotodontia, Phalangeridae. The record is from RefSeq and is a predicted model, not a curated record. The transcript is spliced from 3 exons. Gene Ontology annotation, molecular function: carbonyl reductase (NADPH) activity.